Acanthosepion pharaonis is the source of this 1869-nucleotide messenger RNA. Lineage: Eukaryota; Metazoa; Mollusca; Cephalopoda; Sepiida; Sepiidae. The record is from the annotation of a GenBank genome assembly.
AUGCUUAUUUUCAAGUCAAGCCGACAGCGGCCUCUUCCCAGUUGGAAGAUAAACCUCGCCCUCCAAUUUAAGAUGAAAGUAGUCACACCUGAGAUCUCUUGGCAUGAACGUGAUCCAAUUUAUGCUGUGGACUUCCAGCCAGGAAAUCAUCCAAUUCAACGUCUGGCAACAUCAGGGGUUGACAAAUUUGUCAGAAUUUGGCAGUUGAAAGUUGAUGAAUCUGGUAAAGGCACAGUUGAAUUUUUAUCUAAUUUGAAAAGACACACCAAAGCCGUUAAUGUGGUUAGAUUUUCUCCUGAUGGGGAAAUCAUGGCAUCUGCUGGAGACGAUGCUUUUAUCAUUCUGUGGAAGAUGAAUGACUCAUUGGCAACUCCAGCAGGCAACAUCUUCCAAGAGGAUGAAGAAGAUAAUAAAGAAUCUUGGUAUCUCCACAAAGUUCUCAGGGGUCAUUUAGAAGAUAUCUAUGACUUGUGUUGGUCAGCUGAUGGAAGGCAUAUCAUCUCUGGCUCUGUGGACAACAGUGCUAUCAUGUGGGAUGUGACAAAAGAUCAGAAAUUGUGUAUAUUUAAUGAACAUAAAAGCUUUGUACAAGGCGUAACCUGGGAUCCCCUCAAUGAAUACAUAGCCACAAUGAGCACUGAUAGGUCUUGCCGUGUGUAUAGUGUUUCCAAACAAAGCCUUUCAUAUGAAAUCUGCAAGAUGAACUCUCAAGUGUCUUCCUCAGACCCAGACGCCAAGCCCAAAUCUAACCGAAUCUUUCAUGAUGACACAAUGCGUUCAUUUUUUCGUCGUCUCACAUUUAGUCCUGAUGGUGAGCUGCUAAUCAUCCCUGCAGGUUGUGUAGAACAAGAGACAAAAGUAAUCAAUGCCACUUUUGUUUGUUCUCGUUACAAACUCAACAAGCCAUCAAUUUAUCUUCCCAGCGGACCAAAAGCCACCAUUGCUGUCCGAUGUAGUCCAAUACUGUAUAAACUAAGGAAAAUUCCCCGGCAGGAUUUUGGAAUGACAGUUAUUGAAGAUUGCAAUUUGAAAGAAUGGGAAAAAUAUCAAACAAUGUUCUGCCUCCCUUAUCGAAUGGUGUUUGCAGUUGCCACAGAAGAUUCUGUUUUGUUUUAUGACACACAACAGUCACAUCCAUUUGCAAUGGUCAACAAUAUUCACUAUCAUCAGCUUAGUGACAUGACAUGGUCAAAUGAUGGUAAUGUUCUUGUUGUCGCCUCAACAGAUGGUUUUUGUUCAAUUGUGACUUUUGCCAAAGGAGAAAUUGGAGAACCUUACCAAAAAAAUGGGUCUCAAGAAUGUGCGCAAUCUGUUAAGGUCGACAAGAAUCCAGAGGAUGAUCAGAGUGAUGAAACUGGUUCAAACUUGAAAGUGCAAACUGAAACCCACCCUCAAACCACCCUUUCAUCAGCUGUCAGUGGGGACAAUCUGAUGGAAACGGAUGUUAAAACGGAUGCUGGAAGAACCAGUGAAGAACCGAUGGACACAGCUACUCUGUUUACUUCACCAAAAUCCUUUGGUCCAGUUCCGGGGAAAUCUAAAUUGAAGUCUCCCAUACCUGCUGACAUUGAUUCUUGCAGUACAGACUUCAGUCUCAUUCUAGAAACGUCAUGUGACACACCUACGCUCUCGGCAUCCUCUUCUGAAAAAUCUCCAGCAAAUCCUUUAGCAGCUUCCUCUUCUAGUAGCACUGGCUUCCACUUGCCAAUGUCUAUCAAGAAUUCUCCUUCAGUUCCUAAAAGUGCCACCAGUUCCACUAGCUCUUCACUAAGCAAUUGUCCAAAACCUCGGGUAGUCUCUCCAAAUCAGUUGGAAAAACCGAAGAGACGUGUCCAGUUAACAACUUUGUCACUUCUGAAACCAAAAUAA